AUGUCGUCGGAGGAGGACAAGGGCGCGGAGCAGCCGCAGCCGCCGCCACAACCCCCCGAGGAGCCGGGAGCCCCGGCCCCGAGCCCCGCAGCCGCAGACAAAAGACCUCGGGGCCGGCCUCGCAAAGAUGGCGCUUCCCCUUUCCAGAGAGCCAGAAAGAAGCCUAGAAGUAGAGGAAAAACUACAGUGGAAGAUGAGGACAGCAUGGAUGGUCUGGAGACAACAGACACAGAAAAUAUUGUGGAAACAGCAGAAAUCAAAGAACAGUCUGCAGAAGAGGAUGCUGAGGCGGAGGCGGAUGGCAGCAAGCGGCUGGCCCCGGCCCUGCAACGCUCUGUGUCUGAAGAGUCUGCGAGCUCCCUGGUCUCAGUUGGUGUUGAAGCCAAAAUCAGUGAACAGCUCUGUGCUUUUUGUUACUGUGGUGAAAAAAGUUCCUUAGGACAAGGAGACCUAAGACAAUUUAGAGUAACGCCUGGAUUUAUCUUGCCGUGGAAAAACCAGCCUUGUAGCAAGAAGGACAUUGAUGACAACAGCAAUGGGACCUGUGAGAAAAUUCAGAACUCAGCACCACGAAAACAGAGAGGACAGAGAAAAGAACGGUCUCCUCAGCAGAAUACAGUAUCGUGUGUGAGUGUGAGCACGCAGACUGCUUCUGAUGACCAGGUUAUUCAAUUAUGGGAUGAGCUCAGUCUUGUCGGUCUUCCCGACGCCAUUGAUGUCCAAGCCUUAUUUGAUCCCACAGGCGCUUGUUGGGCUCAUCACCGCUGUGUGGAGUGGUCACUGGGAGUGUGCCAGAUGGAAGAACCGUUAUCAGUAAAUGUGGACAAAGCUGUUGUCUCAGGGAGCACAGAGCGAUGUGCAUUUUGUAAGCACCUUGGAGCCACUAUCAAAUGCUGUGAAGAGAAAUGUACACAGACAUACCAUUACCCUUGUGCUGUGGGGGCAGGCACCUUCCAGGAUGUCAGCCACUUCUUCCUUCUUUGUCCAGAGCACAUCGACCAAGCUCCUGAAAGAUCAAAGGAAGAUGCAAACUGUGCAGUGUGCGACAGCCCGGGAGACCUGUUAGAUCAGUUCUUUUGUACUACUUGUGGUCAGCACUAUCAUGGAAUGUGCCUGGAUAUAGCGGUUACUCCAUUAAAACGUGCAGGUUGGCAAUGUCCUGAGUGCAAAGUGUGCCAGAACUGCAAACAAUCGGGAGAAGAUAGCAAGAUGCUAGUGUGUGAUACGUGUGACAAAGGGUAUCAUACUUUUUGUCUUCAACCAGUUAUGAAAUCAGUACCAACCAAUGGCUGGAAAUGCAAAAAUUGCAGAAUAUGUGUAGAGUGUGGCACACGGUCUAGCUCUCAGUGGCACCACAAUUGUCUGGUGUGUGACAGUUGUUACCAGCAGCAGGACAACUUGUGUCCUUUCUGCGGGAAGUACUACAACCCAGAACUGCAGAAAGACAUGCUUCACUGUAAUAUGUGCAAAAGGUGGAUUCACUUAGAAUGUGACAAACCAACGGAUCAGGAACUGGAUUCUCAGCUCAAAGAAGAGUAUAUCUGCACAUAUUGCAAACACUUAGCAGCCGCUGAGAUGGAUGCGCUGCAGCCAGGUGCUGGUGUGGAGAUGGCCGACAUCACUGCAGAUUAUAACAAUGAAAUGGAAGUUGAAGGCUCUGAAGACCCUGUGGUGUUUCUAGAGCGAGCAGUUCAUAAAGAUGCCAGUGGUCAAGAGUCUACACCUGGGAUUGUUCCAGACGCAGUUCUGAUCCUUGCUGGAGAACAGAAGAGCAAUCUGCAAGAAGGUCUGGAUACACAUGAGCUUCUCUCUUCUGAAUCAUCUCAAGAUAAAAUGCAUCCUGAAUUGGAAAAUCGGGUUUCUCAUGCAGUAGACAAUGAAAAGGUAGAAAUGUCUUCUAAAGUGAUGCAUACUUGUGAUGAAGAUCAAAAUGAAAACAAAAUGGAUGUGAUGGGAAAUGUUGACAUCCUUGCACACCCGGCCACCGCACCAGAGGAGCUGCAGUUAGAGGAACCUAAAACGGUGGCAUCCGCUGAGGAGUCCAAGUCUCCACAUUCAAUCCUCGACUCCGUCACCGUUCCACCAGAAACUUUGGUGUCCCCCUGUAAGGAAAGUACUGUAUGCCCCAUGGAACUGCUAGCUGCAGAAAGAGUACAAGAAGAAACGGAAAACAAAGUUAGUUCUGAAUCUUCCACUGCCUUCAUGGACUUUGAAACGACUCCUGCAGUUGAGAGUUGUGAGAAGGAUGGUUUAUGCCAAGACAAAUCUAUAAAAUUUCUGUCUGAGACGGAGUUACCGUUUCCAUCGGCAGUGGACAUAAGCAAGGCCCAUGUGUCUUCCUCUCCACCUUGUUCCUCCGACUUGCCUUCCCACGACAUGCUGCCCAGUUACCCUUCAACGCUCAGUGCUUCUGUUGGAAAUAUCCUGCCAACCACUUACUUUUCAGUCACUCCAAAAAUUGGCAUGGGUAAACCAGCUAUUACCAAAAGAAAAUUUUCUCCUGGUAGACCUCGUUCUAAACAGGGGGCUUGGAGUACCCAUAAUACAGUGAGCCCACCUUCCUGGUCCCCAGACAUUUCAGAAGGUCGGGAAAUUUUUAAACCCAGGCAGCUUCCUGGCAGUGCCAUUUGGAGCAUCAAAGUGGGCCGUGGGUCGGGGUUCCCAGGAAAGCGGAGACCUCGCGGUGCAGGCCUGUCGGGCCGUGGCGGCAGAGGCAGAUCCAAAUUGAAAAGUGGAAUGGGGACAGUUGUGCUACCUGGGGUGUCUGCUGCUGAUAUUUCAUCGAAUAAGGAUGAAGAAGAAAACUCCAUGCACAAUACGGUUGUGCUGUUUUCUAGUAGUGACAAGUUCACUUUGCAUCAGGAUAUGUGCGUAGUUUGUGGCAGUUUUGGCCAAGGAGCAGAGGGAAGAUUACUGGCCUGUUCUCAGUGUGGGCAGUGCUACCAUCCAUACUGUGUCAGUAUUAAGAUCACUAAAGUGGUUCUCAGCAAAGGUUGGCGGUGCCUUGAGUGCACGGUGUGUGAGGCCUGCGGGAAGGCCACGGACCCAGGGAGACUCCUGCUGUGCGAUGACUGUGACAUCAGUUACCACACCUACUGCCUGGACCCUCCCUUGCAGACGGUGCCCAAAGGCGGCUGGAAGUGUAAAUGGUGUGUUUGGUGCCGACACUGUGGAGCCACGUCUGCGGGUCUGAGAUGUGAGUGGCAGAACAACUACACGCAGUGUGCCCCCUGUGCAAGCCUGUCUUCCUGCCCCAUCUGCUACCGAAACUACCGGGAGGAAGACCUCAUUCUGCAGUGCAGACAAUGUGAUAGAUGGAUGCAUGCAAUUUGUCAAAACUUAAAUACUGAAGAGGAAGUGGAAAAUGUGGCAGACACUGGUUUUGACUGUAGCAUGUGCAGACCCUAUAUGCUGACAUCAAAUGUGCCUUCCUCAGACUGCUGUGACUCCUCACUUGUAGCACAGAUCGUCACAAAAGUGAAGGAGCUAGAUCCACCCAAGACCUACACCCAGGAUGGUGUGUGCUUGACUGAAUCAGGGUUGACUCAGUUACAGAGUCUCAUAGCUACAGCUCCAAGAAGAAAGCGUUCAAAACCAAAGUUGAAAUUGAAGAUUAUAAAUCAGAACAGCGUGGCCGUCCUGCAGACGCCUCCAGACAUCCAGUCUGAGCAUUCACGGGAUGGAGAAUUGGACGAUAGUCGAGAAGGAGAACUUAUGGACUGUGAUGGAAAGUCAGAAUCUAGUCCUGAACGGGAAGCCAUGGAUGGUGAAGCCAAGAGUGUGGAAGGAACAGAGGGUGUCAGAAAGAGGAAGCGAAAACCAUACAGACCAGGUAUCGGUGGAUUUAUGGUACGGCAAAGAAGUCGCACCGGGCAAGGAAAAGCCAAAAGAUCUGUGAUCAGGAAAGAUUCCUCCGGCUCUAUUUCUGAGCAGUUACCGAGCAGAGAUGAAGGUUGGAGUGAGCAGUUACCAGAUACACUUGUUGAUGAAUCUGUUUCUGUUACUGAGAACACUGAAAAAAUAAAGAAGAGGUACCGGAAAAGGAAAAACAAGCUCGAGGAAACUUUCCCUGCCUAUUUACAAGAAGCUUUCUUUGGAAAAGAUCUUCUAGAUACAAGUAGACAAAACAAGCUAAAUUUAGAUAAUCUAACAGAAGACACCGCUCAGCUUUCAUGUAAAGCGAACGUGAACACACAUUUCUUGGAUCCUUCCUUAGACCCACUACUUAGUUCAUCCUCAACUCCAGCAAAACCUGGAACUCAUGGUACUGCUGAUGACACCUUAGCUGAUAUAUCCGAAGUCCUAAACACAGAGGAUGACAUUCUUGGAAUAAUUUCAGAUGACCUUGCAAAAUCAGUUGAUCAUUCAGCCGGAAUAGAUAUUGGCCCUGUCGCCGAUGACCCUUCCUCUGUGUCUCAGCCAAGUGUCAAUCAGAGUUCACGACCUUUAAGUGAGGAGCAGCUGGAUGGAAUCCUUAGUCCUGAACUAGACAAAAUGGUCACAGAUGGAGCAAUUCUUGGAAAGUUAUAUAAAAUUCCAGAGCUAGGAGGAAAGGAUGUUGAAGACUUGUUUACUGCUGUGCUCAGUCCUGUGACUCCUCAGCCAACUCCAUUACCACAGCCUCCCCCUCCCCCUGCACCACAGCUGAUACCCCUACACAAUCAAGAUGUUUUUUCACGGAUGCCACUCAUGAAUGGCCUUAUCGGGCCUGGUCCUCAUCUCCCACACAACUCUCUGCCUCCUGGAAGUGGACUGGGAGCGUUCUCUGCCAUAGCACAAUCCCCGUACACCGAGGCCAGGGAUAAGAACCCAGCAUUUAAUCCAAUGGCCAGUGACGCUCACAGCUCUUGGGCCUCCUCGGCUCCCCCUGUGGAAGGGGAGAGCGAUACGAUGUCCAAUGCGCAGAGAAGCACACUCAAGUGGGAGAAGGAGGAGGCUCUGGGGGAGAUGGCCACCGUUGCACCCGUUCUCUACACAAACAUUAACUUCCCCAACCUGAAGGACGAGUUCCCUGACUGGACUACCAGAGUGAAGCAGAUUGCUAAGCUGUGGAGAAAAGCAAGCUCCCAGGAAAGAGCACCAUACGUGCAAAAAGCUAGAGACAACCGAGCUGCAUUGCGCAUCAAUAAAGUGCAGAUGUCAAAUGAUUCCCUGAAGAGGCAGCAGCAGCCAGACUGCAGCGACCCCAGCUCUCGGCUUGACUCAGAUCUCUUUAAAGAUCCGUUAAAGCAGAGAGAAUCGGAACAUGAACAGGAAUGGAAAUUUAGACAGCAAAUGCGCCAGAAGAGUAAGCAGCAGGCGAAGAUUGAGGCCACCCAGAAGCUGGAGCAGGUGAAGAGCGAGCAGCAGCAGCAGCAGCAGCAGCAACAGCAGCAGUUUGGUUCCCAGCCUCUGCUGGCAUUGUCGCGCUCGGACACGCCGAGCAGUGGGAUACAGAGCCCCCUGACCACCCAGCCAGGCCCUGGAAACAUGUCUCCUGCACAAUCAUUCCAUAAAGACCUGUUUACAAAGCAGCUCCCCAGCACCCCAACUUCCUCAUCUGCAGACGAUGUGUUUGUAAAGCCACAGGCUCCUCCUCCUCCUCCCCCCACGCCCUCCCGGGUUCCCCUCCAGGAGAGCCCUUCCCAUCCUCAGACUUCCCAGCCGCCUUCCCCGCAGGUGUUCUCACCUGGAUCGUCCAACUCCCAACCACCGUCUCCAGUGGAUCCUUAUGCGAAAAUGGUUGGUACCCCAAGACCGCCUCCUGGGGGCCACAGCUUUCCCAGAAGGAAUUCUGCACUGGUGGAAAGCUGUGUAUCUGUAUCGGCAUCGAGGCCCCCUCAACUGGGUGAGGGUGCAGCAAAUAGGCCAUCUCCCGUCCGAGAUUUCUGCUCUUCCUCCACGACAAGUAGUGACCCCUACGCGAAGCCUCCAGACACACCCAGGCCUGUGACAACAGACCAGUUUCUCAAACCCUUUGGCCUGCCCCAGGCUCCUGCAGUUCCAGAACAAACUGCGAAAGGUCCUCUAGCAGCUGGAACCAAUGAUCACUUCAUGAAACCAUCUCCCAGGGCAGAUGUGUUUCAAAGACAGCGGAUCCCUGACCUAUAUGCACGACCCUUGUUGACGCCUGCACCCCUGGAUAGUGGUCCUGGACCUUUUAAGGCUCCCUUGCAGCUGCCUCCGCCCUCCCAGGACCCUUAUGGGCCAGUGCCACAUCCACCAAGGCGGCUAUCCGUCGACCCUUAUGAAAGGCCUGCCUUGACACCAAGACCUGCAGAUAACUUUUCUCAUAACCAGUCGAGUGAUCCAUAUAGCCAGCCUCCCCUCACCCCCCGUCCUGCAAUGAACGAGUCUUUCACCCACCCCUCAAGGGCUUUUCCCCAGCCUGGAACCAUAUCAAGGCCAACAUCUCAGGAUCCAUAUUCCCAACCCUCAGGACCAUCUCCCUCCAAUCCAGACCCUUACUCGCAGCCUCCUGGAACUCCUCGGCCCCCAACGAUUGAUCCAUAUAGUCAGCAGCCACCAACCCCAAGACCUCCUACACAAGCAGACUUGUUUGCUACAUCUGCAGCUCCUCAGAGGCACUCUGACCCAUAUGCUCAUGCUCCGGGAACACCAAGACCUGGUGUCUCUGUUUUUUACUCGCAGCCACCAGCAGCACCAAGACCAAGGGUUUUAGAGGGUUUUGCUCGGUCCUCAGUGACAAGACCUGUCCUCAUGCCAAGUCAGGAUUCAUUUCUGCAGGCAGCACAGAAUCGAGGUAGCGCCUUACCUGGCCCUGUGGUGAGGACACCCGAAGCUUGUUCUCAAACCCCUGUGCCGCCGGGACCUGCCCUUGCAGAUACAUUCAGCCGUGUCUCCCCCUCUGCUGCUCGGGAUCCCUACGACCAGCCCCCAAUGACCCCAAGGCCCCAGGCAGAUGCUUUUGGAGCAAGUCAAAUGGCUCCUGAUGCUGCUGAUCAGCCCCGGCCUGGGUCCGAGGGGAACUUCAGUGCUCCUGCCAACACCCCUGUGAAUUCUCAAGGCCAGCAGUUCUCCAGUGUCUCCCAACUUCCUGGCCCGGUACCCACCUCAGGAGUCACUGACACACACAACACCAUCAACAUGUCCCAAGCGGAUACAGAGAAAUUGAGACAGCGGCAGAAGUUACGUGAAAUCAUUCUGCAACAGCAACAGCAGAAGAAGAUGGCAGGUCGGCAGGAGAAAGGUUCCCAGGAUGCAGCCUCUGUGCCUCAUCCCAGUCCCCUGCAGCACUGGCAGCCUGAGGGUACCAGCCAGGCUUUCUCCAGGCCCCCGCCCCCCUAUCCUGGGAGCAUCAGGCCUCCUGCUGUCCCUCCGCUGGGACCCAGAUACGCUGUCUUCCCAAAGGACCCACGUGGACCCUAUCCUCCUGAAGUGACUGGCAUGGGUAUGAGACCUCAUGGAUUUAGAUUUGGAUUUCCAGGAGGUAGUCAUGGUACCCUGUCAAGUCAGGAACGCUUCCUUGUGCCUCCUCAGCAAAUACAAGGACCUGGGAUUCCUCCGCAGCUGAGAAGAUCGAUGUCUGUAGAUAUGUCCCGGCCUUUAAAUAACCCGCCAAUGAGUAGUCCGGUUGGUCUUCCUCAGCAUUUCCCACCGCCAGGCCUGCCCGCCCCCCAGCAUCACAUACUCGGCCAGGCAUUCAUCGAGCUUCGGCACAGGGCCCCGGAUGGACGGCCACGGCUGCCCUUCAGUGCUCCUGGCAACAACAUUCUAGAGGCACCUUCUCAUCCACGACACGGGAACUUUACUCCCCGGCCGGACUUCCCAGGCCCUAGACACACAGACCCCAUGAAACAACCUAAUCAGCUGCCCGUGCAUCCGAGUUUGGAGCAGGUGCCACCUUCUCAGCCGGGGCAAGGUCACCCUGUCCAUUCUUCUCUGGUCAUGAGGUCCAUGAGUCACCCCUUCGGCGGGGAGUUCUCAGAGGCCUCUUUGUCGGCAUCCACACCAGUUGAAGCGACGUCUGGUAAUUUACAGGUAACGGCCCAGUCUUCUGAUGGUCUUGAAGAAAAACUUGAUUCUGAUGAUCCAUCUGUAAAAGAGCUAGAUGUUAAAGAUCUUGAGGGGGUUGAGGUCAAAGACUUGGAUGAUGAAGAUCUUGAAAAUUUAAAUCUAGAUACAGAAGAUGGCAAAGGAGAUGAAUUGGAUACUUUAGGUAAUUUGGAAACUAAUGAUCCCAACUUGGAUGACCUCUUAAGGUCAGGAGAAUUUGAUAUCAUUGCAUAUACAGAUCCAGAACUUGACCUAGGAGAUAAGAAAAGCGUGUUUAACGCAGAACUAGACCUUAAUGUCCCAAUUGAUGACAAGUUAGAUAAUCAGUGUGUAUCUAUUGAACCAAAAAAAAAGGAGCAAGAUAAAACUGUGGUUCCUUCCGAUAAACAUUCCCCUUGGAAAAAAUCCACUGUAACCAGUGAGAUAAAAACAGAAGUACUGUCUCCAAAUGCUAAAGGGGAAAUCAAAUGUGAAAGUGAAAAAAGCGAUGAGGGUAAAGGCCGCGCUGACGCUCCCUGCUCCCAGGCUGCCGCUCACACGGACUUGCCUGGUGGGGAGGAGGCCCCGCCGCAGCCCUGUGAGGCCGACCUGCCUGACAACAGGGCGCUUCGCGAUACCGCCGCCUCCUGCACGGCCGCCGCUCACGGACCCACUCAGCUGCCUGCUGAAGACACAGCCAGCUCUUGUGGCGUAGCUGGGUCAACUCCGGUUCUUUCCAGUUUACUUGCUAAUGAGAAGUCGGACACUCCAGACAUGGAGCCGUUGGGGUCUUCACCACCAACGUUGCCAGCCUCAGCAUCCAGUCACAUGCCAAGUUUGCCCCCUCCACUGAUGACACCGCCUGGCCACGUUUUGGAUAAUGCCAUGAAUUCUAAUGUAACAGUAGUCUCUAGGGUAAACCACGCUUUUCCUCAGAGUGUGCAGGUAAAUCCGGGAUUCCUUCAGGGUCAGUCGGCAGUUAAUCAUGGUUUUGGGGCAGGAAAACCUACAGAUCAAACUGUGCCCCUAUCCAGUCAGUCUGGACCCCCGCCACUGGUGGUUCCUCCGACCCUCACCCCGCAGAGCAGAGAGAGACCCCUCCUCCUGGACGAACAGCCUCUGCUGCUGCAGGACCUUCUGGACCAGGAGAGGCAGGAGCAGCAGCAGCAGAGACAGAUGCAGGCCAUGAUCCGGCAGCGGUCGGAACCCUUCUUUCCCAACAUCGAUUUUGAUGCAAUUACGGAUCCUAUAAUGAAAGCAAAGAUGGUGGCCCUAAAAGGCAUCAAUAAAGUAAUGGCACAAAACAACAUGGGCAUGCCACCGAUGGUCCUGAACAGGUUCCCCUUUAUGGGCCAGUCGGUGACUGGAGCGCAAACAGGUGAUGGCCAGACUCUCCUGCCACAGGCCAUUCCUCAGGAUGGCAGUAUAACACAUCAGCUUUCUAGGCCUAAUCCUCCAAAUUUUGGUCCAGGCUUUGUCAAUGACUCCCAGCGGAAGCAGUACGAAGAGUGGCUUCAGGAGACCCAGCAGCUGCUCCAAAUGCAGCAGAAGUACCUGGAAGAACAGAUCGGAGCGCACAGGAAAUCCAAGAAGGCCCUCUCGGCCAAGCAGCGCACCGCCAAGAAGGCCGGGCGGGAGUUCCCCGAAGAGGAUGCGGAGCAGCUCAAGCACGUGACUGAGCAGCAGAGCAUGGUUCAGAAGCAGCUGGAGCAGAUCCGGAAGCAGCAGAAGGAGCACGCGGAGCUGAUGGAGGAUUACCGGAUCAAGCAGCAGCAGCAGCAGCAGCAGCAUGCACUGGCCCCGCCCGCUGUCAUGCCCAGGGUGCCGCCCCUCAUUCCAGGAGCUGCCCCACCCGCCAUGGGCCAGCCCACCUUCCCCCUGGUGGCCCAGCCACUGCAGCACUCAGCAGUCAUUCCUGGCCACACCAGCCCUGCACGGAUGCCCAGCUUACCCGGAUGGCAGCCUCCCGGCACCCCUGCUCACCUCCCCCUUAAUCCUCCCCGAGUCCAGCCUCCAGUUGCCCAAUUACCGAUGAAAACUUGCACAUCAGCCCCGGGGACAGUGCCCAAUGCAAAUCCACAGAGCGGCCCGCCUCCACGGGUGGAGUUCGAUGACAACAACCCCUUUAGUGAAAGUUUUCAAGAACGGGAACGGAAGGAGCGUCUCCGGGAGCAGCAGGAGAGGCAGCGAAUCCAGCUCAUGCAGGAGGUGGACCGCCAGAGGGCCCUGCAGCAGAGGAUGGAGCUCGAGCAGCAUGGCCUGCCGGGCCCGGAAUUGAGCGCAAGGACAGCCAUGCCACAGGCCCCGUUCUACGGCCCUGACCUGCCUUGUGACUUCCUGCAGCCCCCACGGCCCCUUCAGCAGUCUCCGCAGCAGCAGCAGCAGCAGGUGGGCCAGGUUUUGCAGCAGCAGAGCAUGCCCCAAGGGUCUGUGAAUUCGCCCCCCACCCCAACUUUCAUGCAGACCAACGAGCGAAGACAGAUAGGACCCCCCUCGUUGGUCCCUGACUCGCUGUCAAUUCCUGGCGGGAGCCCAACCUUCCACCCCGGUAAGCAGGCGCACAGCAGUCUCCCCGGGGCCGGCUUCCAGCAGUCCCCCGUGAGGGCUCCUUUCACACCUGCCCUGCCCACAGCAUCGCCGGGAGCCAACAGCAGUCUCCCCUGUGGCCAAGACCCUGCCUUAACCCACGGACAAGGUUACCCCGGAUCGGCCCAGUCUCUCAUUCAGCUGUAUUCUGAUAUCAUCCCAGAGGAGAAGGGGAAGAAGAAAAGAACAAGGAAAAAGAAGAAAGAUGACGACGUGGAAUCCACCCAGGCACCGUCCACUCCACACUCGGACAUAACUGCUCCGCCGACCCCGAGUGUCCCUGAAUCUACCUCCACACCCACAGCCCCCACGCCCAGCGAGCUUCCUCUGAAAGGAGAGCCCGAGCCAGCGGAGGCAGCUGCCUCGUCGGCUCCGAGCGUGGCUGCAGGCCAGGCGUGUGCAGGCCCGGAAACCAGCUCGUCCCCCGAGGAGUCCUCCCAGGGAGCCCCAGGUCAGCGGACGCCCGCCCCUGCAGCGGCGGACACGCGGCCUGCGAGUGCUCCUGCCGUGGCUGAAGAGGCCACGCCGGAGCUGGCCGAGCCCCAGCAACGCCCGGGCCCGGAGGGGCCUCCCGCAGAGGGACCGGCGGGGGGUCAGGCCGCAGAGACCGUGGCCUGUGCCACCUCCGCAGGGCAGAGCCCGCCCCCUGCUGCCAAAGGCGACGUGGGCAACGAGCUUUUGAAGCACCUGCUGAAAAACAAGAAGGCCGCCGCCCUCGGAGCCCCGAAACCUGAAGGCACCGGCUGCCCGCAAGACGACAGCGCGAAGGCCAGCAGACCGGCCGAGAGGCCGAAGCCCGCCGCGGCACCGCAAACUCUGGGAGCUCACACGCAAGGUAGUUUUGGAUGUGGCAACAACCAGCUGCCAAAAGUAGAUGGAGGAGGUGAAACCAAGAAACCACGAGGCAAACGGACCCAGAGGACAGGGGAGAAGGCAGCUCCUCGCUCAAAGAAAAGGAGAAAGGACGAGGAGGAGAAGCAAGCUGUGUAUUCUUCCAGAGACACCUUUACCCACCUGAAACAGCAGCUCUCUCUGCUCCCUCUAAUGGAACCAAUCAUUGGAGUGAACUUUGCGCACUUUCUUCCUUAUGGCAGUGGCCAAUUUAAUAGUGGGAAUCGACUUCUAGGAACUUUUGGCAGUGCUACCCUUGACGGGGUUUCGGAUUACUAUUCUCAGUUGAUCUACAAGCAGAAUAAUUUAAGUAAUCCUCCAACACCCCCUGCCUCUCUUCCUCCUACACCACCUCCUAUGGCCUGUCAGAAGAUGGCAAAUGGCUUUGCGACAACAGAAGAGCUUGCUGGAAAAGCAGGAGUGUUAGUGAGCCACGAAGUUACCAAAAGCCUCGGACCUAAACCGUUCCACCUGCCAUUCCGAGCCCAGGACGACUUGCUGGCCAGAGCCAUUGCUCAGGGCCCCAAGACCGUCGAUGUGCCAGCGUCCCUGCCCACACCACCUCACAAUAACCAGGAGGAGUUAAGGAUGCAGGACCACGGUGUUGAUCGGGACACUCCUGACAGCUUUGUCCCCUCAUCCUCUCCUGAGAGUGUGGUGGGGAUGGAAGUGAGCAGAUUCCCUGAUUUGUCCCUGGUCAAAGAGGAGCCCCCCGAGCCUGUGCCAUCCCCCAUCAUUCCGAUUCUCCCCAGCAGUGCUGGGAAAGGUCCUGAGUCUAGACGGAAUGACAUUAAAACUGAGCCAGGCAUGUUCUUGUUCUCACCACCUUUCGGUUCUUCCCCAAACGGCCCCAGGUCGGGUCUGAUCUCUGUGGCCAUCACUCUGCAUCCAGCAGCUGCUGAGAACAUCAGCAGCGUCAUGGCUGCAUUUUCCAACCUUCUUCACGUCCGAAUUCCUAACAGCUAUGAGGUUAGUAACGCUCCAGACGGUCCCUCCGUGGGUUUGAUCAAUAGCCACAGAGUAAACCCAGGUUUGGAGUAUCGACAGCAUUUAUUUCUUCGUGGGCCUCCACCAGGAUCUGCGCACCCUCCCAGAUUAGCAAGCUCUUACCGGCUGAAGCCACCCCACGUACCAUUUCCACCAACAAGCAAUGGUCUUUCUGGCUACAGGGAAGCUGCUCACGGAGUCCCGGAGAGCGAUGCACUCAGACCACGGUGGUGCUGUCACUGCAAAGUGGUGGUUCUCGGAGGCGGGGUGCGCAAGUCUCUCAGAGACCUGGCCUUCGUGAGCAAGGAUUCCUGCGAAAGCUCCAGUAGAGUGGAGAAGGACAUUGUCUUUUGUAGUAAUAACUGCUUCAUUCUUUACUCAUCGACUGUACAAGCAAAACUCUCAGAAAGCAAGGAGUCCAUCCCUUCAUUGCCCCAGUCACCGAUAAAGGACACGCCUUCCCGGGCAUUCCACCAGUACAGCAACAACAUCUCCACCCUGGACGUGCACUGCCUCCCGCAGCUCCAGGAGAACGCUUCUCCCCCAGCCUCGUCGCCCAUCGCCUUCCCUCCCGCUUUUGAAGCAGCCAAAGUGGAGGCAAAGCCAGAUGAGCUGAAGGUCACAGUCAAGUUAAAGCCUCGGCUGCGAGCUGCCCCCGGGGGGUUCGAAGACUGCAGGCCCGCGACUAAGAAGUGGCGGGGAAUGAAGUGGAAGAAGUGGAGCAUUCACAUCGUCAUCCCCAAAGGCACGUUCCCCCCGCCCUGCGAGGACGAGAUCGACGAGUUCCUCAAGAAGCUGGGCACGUCCCUGAGGCCCGAGCCGGCGCCCCGGGACCACCGCAAGUGCUGCUUCUGCCACGAGGAAGGGGACGGCGUGACGGAUGGGCCGGCCAGGCUGCUCAACCUCGACUUGGACCUGUGGGUCCACUUGAAUUGUGCUCUGUGGUCCACGGAGGUCUAUGAGACCCAGGCGGGUGCCUUAAUCAACGUGGAACUGGCCCUGCGGAGAGGCCUGCACAUGAAAUGUGUCUUCUGUCACAAAAUGGGUGCCACCAGCGGGUGCCACAGGCUGCGGUGCACCAACGUUUAUCACUUCACCUGCGCCAUGAAAGCACAAUGCAUGUUCUUCAAGGAUAAGACGAUGCUUUGUCCCAUGCACAAGCCCAAGGGAAUUCAUGAGCAGGAGUUAAGCUACUUCGCGGUCUUCCGGAGGGUGUACGUGCAGCGGGACGAGGUGCGGCAGAUCGCCAGCAUCGUGCAGCGCGGCGAGCGCGACCACACCUUCCGCGUGGGCAGCCUCAUCUUCCACACCAUCGGCCAGCUGCUCCCGCAGCAGAUGCAGGCCUUCCACUCGCCCAAGGCGCUCUUCCCCGUCGGCUACGAGGCCAGCCGGCUGUACUGGAGCACACGCUACGCCAACAGGCGCUGCCGCUAUCUGUGCUCCAUCGAGGAGAAAGAUGGGCGCCCCGUGUUCGUCAUCAGGAUUGUGGAGCAGGGCCACGAAGACCUCGUCCUGAGCGACAGCUCCCCCAAAGGUGUUUGGGAUAAGAUUUUGGAGCCCGUGGCCUGUGUGAGGAAACAGUCUGAAAUGCUGCAGCUUUUCCCAGCGUAUCUGAAAGGGGAGGACCUGUUCGGCCUGACUGUGUCUGCGGUGGCUCGGAUCGCGGAAUCACUCCCUGGGGUUGAAGCAUGUGAAAACUACACCUUUCGAUAUGGCCGAAAUCCCCUCAUGGAGCUUCCUCUUGCCGUUAACCCCACAGGUUGUGCCCGCUCUGAGCCUAAAAUGAGUGCCCAUGUCAAGAGGUUUGUGUUAAGGCCUCACACCUUGAACAGCACCAGCACCUCCAAGUCCUUCCAGAGCACAGUCACCGGGGAGCUGAACGCCCCGUACAGCAAGCAGUUCGUCCACUCCAAGUCGUCGCAGUACCGGAGGAUGAAGACCGAGUGGAAGUCCAACGUGUACCUCGCCCGGUCUCGGAUCCAGGGGCUGGGCCUGUAUGCUGCUAGAGACAUCGAGAAGCACACCAUGGUCAUUGAGUACAUCGGGACCAUCAUCCGAAAUGAAGUAGCGAACAGGAAAGAGAAGCUGUAUGAGUCCCAGAACCGCGGCGUGUACAUGUUCCGCAUGGAUAAUGACCACGUGAUCGACGCCACACUCACGGGAGGGCCUGCAAGAUACAUCAACCAUUCGUGUGCACCUAACUGUGUGGCCGAGGUGGUGACUUUUGAGAGAGGACACAAAAUCAUCAUCAGCUCCAGCCGGAGGAUCCAGAAAGGAGAAGAGCUGUGCUAUGACUACAAGUUUGACUUCGAGGACGACCAGCACAAGAUCCCCUGCCACUGCGGAGCCGUGAGCUGCCGCAAGUGGAUGAACUGA
Messenger RNA from Pipistrellus nathusii (Nathusius's pipistrelle), 14814 nucleotides. The record is from the annotation of a GenBank genome assembly. NCBI's taxonomy places the organism in Eukaryota, Metazoa, Chordata, Mammalia, Chiroptera, Vespertilionidae.